Clarias gariepinus (North African catfish) is the source of this 2091-nucleotide messenger RNA. RefSeq names its product alkaline ceramidase 1 (gene acer1). Bases 183 to 1025 code for a protein of 280 amino acids. Gene Ontology annotation, molecular function: hydrolase activity, acting on carbon-nitrogen (but not peptide) bonds, in linear amides. The transcript is spliced from 7 exons. Gene Ontology annotation, cellular component: membrane. Gene Ontology annotation, biological process: ceramide metabolic process. The record is from RefSeq and is a predicted model, not a curated record. NCBI's taxonomy places the organism in Eukaryota, Metazoa, Chordata, Actinopteri, Siluriformes, Clariidae.
UGCCGCAGAGGCAGGAAUGCGCGCGCUCAAGUCGGUUUCCCCCGCGCGCACAACCGAGACCCGCUUAACAGGAUCGGGGUCUUUUUUUUUUUCUUCUUUUUUUUUUUUUUACCCAUGUGUUUUUUUCUACCCUUACAUACAGCUCCCUGAAACACACACACACACACACACAUCUGAGAGUGAUGGACGCGUCGUUCCUGGGAGGCAUCCUGUCCAGCGAGAAAAUGGCAGGUGUGUUUUCUUACGAGAGUUCUGAAGUAGACUGGUGUGAGGAUAACUACAAGCACUCUGAGAAUGUUGUCGAGUACUUUAACACGAUGAGCAGCUUCGUCUUCUUUGUAGUAGCUCCUAUAAUGCUCUACCUGCUGCACCCGUAUGCUAAAGAAAGGAACCUGGCCGUGCACCUGGUGUGGCUCAUGAUGAUCUUUGUGGGUCUGUUCUCCAUGUACUUCCACAUGACCCUGAGCUUCAUGGGGCAGAUGCUGGACGAGCUUUCCAUCCUCUGGGUUUUGGCCAUCGGUUACUCUCUCUGGUUUCCGCGCAAACAUUUUCCUUACUUUGUUAAAGACAGGACCUCGUUCUCCCGCAUGGUCAUGCUGAGCACGGUCGUCACCACGCUCUUGUCGUUCAUCAAGCCCACCGCCAACGCCUACGCCCUCAACUUCUUCGCCCUGCACAUCCUCUACUCGGUGAUUGUCCAGCUUAAGAGCUGUACAGACCAGCGAGUGUUGCGUUUGGCGCGCGCCUCCAUCGGGCUGUGGGUGCUCGCCAUCUCCUGCUGGAUCAGCGACCGCUUCGGCUGCAGCUUUUGGCAAAAACUCAACUUCUGCUACCUGCACGGCAUCUGGCACAUCCUGAUCGUGGUCGCCACGGCGUACGCCAGCACCCUGAUCGCCUACCUGGACGCCAGCCUGGAGAUCCCGUACUCACUCCCCAACCUGCAGUACUGGCCUCGGGAUAACUGGGCCCUCGGGCUGCCCUAUAUCGCCCUUAAGGCCUCACCCAAAAUGCAGAAAGGAUGCUAGCUGAGAGAGAAGAAUAUGGAGGAACGGACAUGGUGUCUGUGGGAAUGAAGGAGGUUGUGUUGCUGCCUUGCUGAAACACUGUAAAUCCUGAACGACUUGAUCAUGAUCAUGAUAUUCUCUCUGUAUGACAAUAGUCAGGGUGUGUUGGUUCGUUCGUUUCUGUGUGUGUGUGAUUACAAUACGCUGUGUAUCUUAAUACAAGUCAUUCUGAAGCGUCUUCUUUGAGAAGAUGAGAUGAAGUUUACGCAAACGCAGCCAGAGUUUCCGUCUGACUCCCACCAUGGGCUUGUCUGAAUUUAAUAUUUGUAUUAAUUUUACGCUGGUGAUAUCCAGUACGUAAGGUGCUUUAAUGUCUGGUUUAAAAGACAAUGCUUAAAUUCACUGCUAUACUGUGUACACUUACAUGCAAUAGCUGUUCGAGUCAAAGUGGGACAGCGCUGAAUAACAGAACACAGUCCUGAGGGUAAAAAACUCCCUUUAUUCCUCUAUAUAAUCCAUCAGAAACAGCGGUCUCCCAGGAACUCCUGGUCUUUCCCCGAUGUAUGCACUUCGGCAAACAAACCUUUGCACCAUUUAAUGACUUGAACACCCCUUGUACUUAACUUUUGACUGUGAUGCCUUACAUUUACUCAGGAAGCUACACUAUGCAGUACUAUACAUGUUAGAUAUGUUUAUAUGUAGAAAAUAAAAGUUUCACUCUAAAACAGUUUUAGAAAGGAAAGAAAAAGUAUUUUUUGGAAAAAAAUCUUUCAUCUCUUGUGAUGUCACUGGAGCUGUAGGGGGUUAAAGCUUUACAGUUAUUACACGUUUAAAGCGUGAUGGUGGUUUGAUCAGGGAUUACAAAGUGUAAAGUGUCACGUCUUCCUUUCUAACAGAGCUGUCGUUAAUGUGAUGUUCCCUGCUGAAGGAAGUGAUCAGCUGACCUCAUUACAUACUGUGGCUGCUCCAGUGCAAAAUAGGGCACUGGAACAUGUUUUGUGCACAAUCCUUAACAUUACAUGUUCAGUAGCUAUAAAUGGAUGAAAAGUGUAAUAUGUUGAUUUUCAAUAAAAGUAUUAGUAUUAUU